CCCACAUCUUUUCUUUAUUUGAAGCGAAUAUUUUCUAAUGUGGACUUUUUUUCCUAUUUACUGAAGUCAAUGCUCGUUUUAAAUUUGGCACGAGGCCAAAUAAACAGAUCAACAUUGACAUUUCUGCUGGUUUCAUGAUUGUUAUAUCGACCAAGGGCAUGUACACAGCACGUGCACGGUUUAGAUUUGUAAAAUCAUAAAUUAAUGAGUAGAUAAAAUAAGUGCACGUGAAAUUAUUUAGUUUGGACUGCCUCCUUUUUACAAACGGAACUCCAAACAUGGGUCAACUCGCCAGUUGGAUAGUUGACCCUCGGCCAUCAAUGGACUGGGAUAAUAGCUACCAGAAGACACCAAGUCAGGAGUUAGACCACCAGUAUUCUCCGUCAAAAUGGUCGAAGCGAAUGGAAGCUGAUGUCAUAGUUGCUGAACAUGCACAGGUUAUAGGGAUCGAAAGUGAACAUGCCAAACGAGAUGUGGAUUGUCAACUAGACAUUCCGUAUGGAAAGAAACCCAAACAGAAAUUAGAUAUACUAGGAGCCAAAUCCUUACCACCAGAUGCACCUAUCUUUGUUUACAUUCACGGUGGAUACUGGCAAUUUUUAGAGAGAGAGAAGUCUAGCUUCAUGGCAGCCCCCCUGGUAAAGGCUGGUGCUGUGGUAGUACCUAUUGGAUAUGAGUACGCCCCUGAAGCAAAUAUGGAUGAAAUAGUGGCCCAGAUCAAGGUUGCAGUGACCUAUAUUAUCAAAUGGGCAAAUCAGCGGGGUUCAAGAGGCGUGUAUCUUUGUGGUCACUCCGCAGGGGCCCACCUAGCGGCCAUGAUGCUCAGCGUUGAUUGGAUGACAGAGUGUGAUCUAACCACAGACAUAAUUAAAGGUGCCAUCCUUGUGUCAGGUGUGUUUGAUAUCCGUCCAAUAGUCUACACCUACGUCAACGACCCCAUAAAAAUGACAAGUGAAUCUGCCUGGAACAACAGUCCUUGUAAACAUGUAGAGGCCAUCGCCCACCUCAGUCGCCAUAGAAACAUACUAAUAGCAGUAGGAGAGUUUGACUCACCAUCAUUUAUAAAGCAGAGCCAACAAUUUGAAAAGGCAUUAGAUAGCCGUGGAUUAUCAACAAGAUAUUUGAUGAUUGAAGGCCUGGACCAUUUCAACAUUAUCGAAAAUCUUCGAUUUGAUGAUUAUCUUCUUCUUAAGGAGGUACUGGUGCUGUUGGAACUUGUUUGAUGUCUCAAAGGUGUCUAGAUCAGGGAUUAUUACAGUAUUUGAACUGAAAAGAAAAUGUUUUGUUUUUGCAGGACCAUUGAUUGACAUUAUGUUACAAUUGCCAUCAAUUAAUGAUAAGUGUGGAUCUCAGAAUCUGCAACUGUCCCAGGGAUGUCCCUGUCUGUCCCAGGGAUGUCUCUGUCUGUCUCAGGGAUGUCCCUGCCUGUCCCAGGGAUGUCCCUGUCUGUCCCAGGGAUGUCCCUGUCUGUCUCAGGGAUGUCUCUGUCUGUCUCAGGGAUGUACCUGUCUGUCUCAGGGAUGUCUCUGUCUGUCUCAGGGAUGUCCCUGCCUGUCCCAGGGAUGUCCCUGUCUGUCCCAGGGAUGUCCAUGUCUGUCUCAGGGAUGUCCCUGUCUGUCCCAGGGAUGUACCUGUCUAUCUCAGAGAUGUCCCUGUCUGUCCCAGGGAUGUCCCUGUCUGUCUCAGGGAUGUCCCUGCCUGUCCCAGGGAUGUCGCUGUCUGUCUCAGGGAUGUCCCUAUCUGUCCUAGGGAUGUCUCUGUCUGUCUCAGGGAUGUCCCUGUCUGUCCCAGGGAUGUCCCUGUCUGUCCCAGAGAUGUACCUGUCUGUCUCAGAGAUGUCCCUAUCUGUCCCAGGGAUGUACCUGUCUGUCUCAGAGAUGUCCCUGUCUGUCCCAGGGAUGUACCUGUCUGUCCCAGAGAUGUCUCUGACUGUUUCAGGGAUGUCUCUGUCUGUCUCAGGGAUGUCUCUGACUGUCUCAGAGAUGUACCUGUCUGUCUCAGGGAUGUGUCGUCCUUUAGAGUGACAGCCGUGGGACGUGUCAUCCUUUAGAGUGACAGCCUUGGGACGUGUCGUCCUUUAGAGUGACAGCCGUGGGAUGUGUCAUCCUUUAGAGUGACAGCCAUGGGAUGUGUCGUCCUUGAGAGUGACAGCCUUGGGAUGUGUCGUCCUUUAGAGUGACAGUCGUGGGAUGUGUUGUCCUUGAGAGUGACAGCCGUGGGAUGUGUCGUCCUUGAGAGUGACAGCCUUGGGAUGUGUCAUCCUUUAGUGUGACAGCCGUGGGAUGUGUCAUCCUUUAGAGUGACAGCCAUGGGAUGUGUCGUCCUUUAGAGUGACAGCCGUGGGAUGUGUCGUCCUUUAGAGUGACAGCCGUGGGAUGUGUCGUCCUUUAGAGGGACAGCCAUGGGAUGUGUCGUCCUUUAGAGUGACAGCCAUGGGAUGUGUCGUCCUUUAGAGUGACAGCCGUGGGAUGUGUCGUCCUUUAGAGUGACAGCCGUGGGACGUGUCAUCCUUUAGAGUGACAGCCGUGGGAUGUGUCAUCCUUUAGAGUGACAGUCAUGGGAUGUGUCAUCCUUUAGAGUGACAGCCAUUGGAUGUGUCAUCCUUUAGAGUGACAACCGUGGGAUGUGUAAUAUCUUAAGGUUGACUUUAACAUUAUUGGGAUUAAAGGACUACAAUCUAUGAUUUUUUUUACAGGAAAAUAAAAGUAAUAAUGUAAAUGUAUUGUUAGAAUAUAUUUCUUACCUGUAUAUAGAAGGAAAUUGUUGGGACUAUCUACCUAAAAUGUAAGAAUGUCAUAUUGUUCUCAGUAUUACAUGUAGAAAAUCAAACUAUUCUCAGUAUUGUGUUAAUUGAUCAGUCACGACUAAUAAUGUACAAAAUUUAAGUUAUUCUCAGUAUUAAAUUGUGUUAAAUGAUGGUGCUCAACUGAAAAGUAGAAAAUCCAAACUAUUCUCAGUAUUAAAUUGUUUUAAAUGAUGGUACUCAACUGAAAAGUAGAAAAUCCAAACUAUUCUCAGUAUUAAAUUGUGUUAAAUGAUGGUACUCAACUGAAAAGUAGAAAAUCCAAACUAUUCUCAGUAUUAAAUUGUGUUAAAUGAUGGUAUUCGACUGAAAAGAAGAAAAUCCAAACUAUUCUCAGUAUUAAAUUGUGUUAAAUGAUGGUAUUCGACUGAAAAGAAGAAAAUCCAAACUAUUCUCAGUAUUAAAUUGUGUUAAGUGAUGCGACUCGACUGUAAAAGGUAGAAAACCCAGACUAUUUUCAGUAUUGCCCUGAGAUAAUUAUGAUGAUUCGUGGGGUAAUGUUUUAAUAAAUAUUAAAACUCCAUCGUGUUGUAAAACAGUACACUGUAUUUGGUCAAUUGUAUCAACACAAUGUGUUCAGACUUUAACAGAAAUGAAAUCCACAUAUAUACACUCGUCCUUGCCUGUCUGGUAGAACGACUCCUGAUUUCGGACUAUGAAUUAUCAGUGCACCCUUUCUUUGCUCAAGAAAUCCCACCAGAAAGAUCAGCGGUAAAUUGUAAGACUUUGAUUUGUAAAGGUUUUCAGUAAGAUUUUCAUUACUAUUAAAUCUGUAUUGCUGGAACUUAACAAUAUUUUAAAAAUAUAACUUGAUGUUAUUAAUGCUAUGACUUCAACCUGAUGAUGCUUUUGUGUCAUAUGUCUUUGUGGUGGAAGGUUAGAUUUAGGUGAUGGCCAUAAAUACAUUUAUAUGUAUAAUUCAUAAAGCUUACUUUUAUCAAUAUAUCUUUUUCAAAAUUUACAUUGUUUAAGUAUUGUAUUUUUAAUUAUUGUAUGAUAAUUAUUCACAAUAUUCAGCUAAUUUUGAUUGGUAAAAAUGGGAUUAGGCAUGAAUAUUGUUGAGUUCUUAGUAUUUAGAAUUAUGAUUGCAUCUCUAUAAUGUUCUUGAAGUAAAUCUUAACAGUAAGUUAUUUCAGUAUAGUCAGUCAAACAAGCUUAACAGUAAGUUAUUUCAGUAUGGUCAGUCAAACAAGCUUAACAGUAAACUAUUUCAGUAUGGUCAGUCAAACAAGCUUAACAGUAAACUAUUUCAGUAUGGUCAGUCAAACAAGCUUAACAGUAAACUGUUUCAGUAUAGUCAGUCAAACAAGCUUAACAGUAAACUAUUUCAGUAUAGUCAGUCAAACAAGCUUAACAGUAAACUAUUUCAGUAUGGUCAGUCAAACAAGCUUAACAGUAAACUAUUUCAGUAUAGUCAGUCAAACAAGCUUAACAGUAAACUAUUUCAGUAUGGUCAGUCAAACAAGCUUAACAGUAAACUAUUUCAGUAUGGUCAGUCAAACAAGCUUAACAGUAAACUAUUUCAGUAUGGUCAGUCAAACAAGCUUAACAGUAAACUAUUUCAGUAUGGUCAGUCAAACAAGCUUAACAGUAAACUAUUUCAGUAUAUAUGGUCAGUAAAACAAGCUUAACAGUAAACUAUUUCAGUAUGGUCAGUCAAACAAGCUUAACAGUAAACUAUUUCAGUAUAUAUGGUCAGUAAAACAAGCUUAACAGUAAACUAUUUCAGUAUGGUCAGUCAAACAAGCUUAACAGUAAACUAUUUCAGUAUGGUCAGUCAAACAAGCUUAACAGUAAACUAUUUCAGUAUAGUCAGUCAAACAAGCUUAACAGUAAGCUAUUUCAGUAUAGUCAGUCAAACAAGCUUAAGCUUAACAGUAAACUAUUUCAGUAUGGUCAGUCAAACAAGCUUAACAGUAAACUAUUUCAGUAUGGUCAGUCAAACAAGCUUAACAGUAAACUAUUUCAGUAUGGUCAGUCAAACAAGCUUAACAGUAAACUAUUUCAGUAUGGUCAGUCAAACAAGCUUAACAGUAAACUAUUUCAGUAUGGUCAGUCAAACAAGCUUAACAGUAAACUAUUUCAGUAUGGUCAGUCAAACAAGCUUAACAGUAAACUUUUCAGUAUGGUCAGUCAAACAAGCUUAACAGAAAAAAAUUUCAGUAUGGUCAGUCAAACAAGCUUAACAGUAAACUAUUUCAGUAUGGUCAGUCAAACAAGCUUAACAGUAAACUAUUUCAGUAUGGUCAGUCAAACAAGCUUAACAGUAAACUAUUUCAGUAUAGUCAGUCAAACAAGCUUAACAGUAAACUAUUUCAGUAUAGUCAGUCAAACAAGGGGAACAUCUCCAAGGCAUUUUCAUCUUCAUUUCAAAUAUAUAGAAAUAUUUAGAACGGUUGAAGUGAAAUUCAAAACAAAUCUUUGUUUCCUAAUCCAAAUUUUAGAAUUCUUGAGUUGUUCAGUAUAGAAAUAUUUUCAGAAUUUUUUUUUGUGAUUUUAACAUUUGAAUUCAAAUUUUGUGGAGUGAAAUUUAAAUUUCUAAAUAACUUUAUUUAUGUUCUGUAUAUAGAUACUGAACCUGGUUAUCCACAGGAAGGAUAUUAAAAUAAUGGUUCAUAAUGUAUAGAAGUGUUCUGAUCAUUAUAAGUUUCUCGCUGUUAAUUGGUUUAGACACUCAUCAAGAAUUUUAUACUGAUGGUGUAUUGCUUUUAAAUACUGAUUGGAUACAGAUUACGGUAUUAAUUGUUUUGUUUAACUAAAAAUGUUAAAUUCAUGGAUGCAUGAUUGAGAGAAGCUGCUAUUAUUAAGUAAUAUGAUUUGAUGCAAAACUCAAUUAAUAACUUAAUAAACUUGGCUUUAUGUAAUAUA
Pecten maximus is the source of this 5671-nucleotide messenger RNA. RefSeq names its product kynurenine formamidase-like. The coding region runs from base 279 to 1223 and encodes 314 amino acids. The record is from RefSeq and is a predicted model, not a curated record. Gene Ontology annotation, molecular function: arylformamidase activity. Lineage: Eukaryota; Metazoa; Mollusca; Bivalvia; Pectinida; Pectinidae. The transcript has 12 exons.